GCUAGAAUGACACUCGCACAACGCAGCCCGUGCUACUUUGCAAACGGCACAGUGCUUCCAGAUGAAGAAUUCUACAAUUCGUACCAACCUUGCACCUCUGGUGGUCCACCGACGAUCUGUUGCGCCUUUGACCGUCCUAAUCCAGCUGGUGGCAUCCGCGAUACCGUAGACGAAUGUCUGCCCAAUGGUCUAUGUCAGAAUCGCGCUGGCGAUGCGACAACAUGGUGGGCAAACUUUUGCACUAGCAGUGGUAUCGAAUUUGGCAAGUGCAUUACCGCAUGCAGAAGUACAAAAGAUAAAUAUGGGCAUACGCAAUUAACACCGUGUACGGGGAAAGCAGAUAGUGAUCGAUGGUGUUGUGGUGCGAACAACCCCACCUGCUGUGCAGAUGAAAGUAGAGUCGUGAGGUUGGCACAAGUCCUAGGUGGUGCACUUUCGUCGAGUAUGGUGAGCUCAUCUGUAGUUUCAUCCGCCUCAGCGACUGCAAGUUCAGUAUCAGGAGCAGCUCCAUCUACCACAGCCACUUCAGUGGCUCCCGGGCAAACUGAAAAGAAGACUAAGCUUUCUGGAGGUGCAAUUGCUGGAAUUGUCCUGGGUGCCAUUGCUGGACUCACAAUCCUUGCCGGCAUCUUUGUCGCUCAGAGGGCCAGGUAUAAGAAUAAGGCAUCAACAUCAGGAACAUCAAACCACGUAGAAACCCCGACGAACCCGUACAUACCUCAAGAAUACGUCGGGCCCGGGCCCGAGGGGUACGCUACCCAGUACGCGCCGCCUGCUGAGUUACCUCCUGUAUCGCCAAGGGAACUUCAUUCGGGCAAUCACAUGUCGUUAGCCCCGCCUUUUCCAUAGAAGCAAGGAUCUGCUCGUUUGAGGCUUGUACUGGAAUGUUUGAAUAGUCAGUGUGUUGCAUGG
Molecule: messenger RNA, 912 nt
Organism: Cucurbitaria berberidis CBS 394.84
Lineage: Eukaryota; Fungi; Ascomycota; Dothideomycetes; Pleosporales; Cucurbitariaceae
Exons: 2
Coding region: 7-849 (280 amino acids)
Source: RefSeq, a predicted model, not a curated record